AUGAAGCUCCUUGCCCUCGCCGCAAUCCUGCCGCUUGUCGUGGCCGCUCCCUCCCCUGAAGCCGACUCCGCCCGGGUGCAGCUCGUUAACGAUCACUUCUACGAAGGUCGACCCGUCGGCGACUUUAUGCAACACCGGCGCAACGAGCAGCUCAAUGCGCCGUCAUCGGAGACCGCGAAGAAGCUCGACUGGACUACCGACGGCUGCUCCGUGCCUGGCGUCCGUCAGGCGCUUGCCAAGUACCCCGGCCUGCCCAAGUUCUUUGAUUUUGCCGACCCUUGCACGCGUAACGACUUUGCCUACCGCAACUACCCCAAGUCGGCGCUGAACUCACGCAGGAAUGCAGUCGAUAAGCAGUUUUUGGAAGACAUGAAGGCCGUCUGCGCUACGAGCAUACGGAUUCUCAAGGACCCCUGCUUGGUUUUGGCAAAUAGCUACUACGCAGCCGUGAGAAUCAUUGGAGCCGAGCACUUUGGGCAGAAGACGGGGCGUGCCGAGCGCGUCCACAAGUCGUGGUGGCAGGAGCUGCAGUCAAACCAGACUCAGGAUAUACUCAACAGUAUCGAGCAGGCCGGACAGGCGCUGGAGAAGGAGAAGAGUCGGGUUAGCCAUUCGAGACGGUUACCGGCCAGAACGGGGUUCUAG
Molecule: messenger RNA, 645 nt
Organism: Hirsutella rhossiliensis
Lineage: Eukaryota; Fungi; Ascomycota; Sordariomycetes; Hypocreales; Ophiocordycipitaceae
Product: prokaryotic phospholipase a2 domain-containing protein
Exons: 2
Coding region: 1-645 (214 amino acids)
Biological process (GO): phospholipid metabolic process; arachidonate secretion
Molecular function (GO): A2-type glycerophospholipase activity
Source: RefSeq, a predicted model, not a curated record